This is a messenger RNA of Cynara cardunculus var. scolymus (artichoke), 3661 nucleotides long. Its product is annotated as cellulose synthase A catalytic subunit 3 [UDP-forming]-like. Lineage: Eukaryota; Viridiplantae; Streptophyta; Magnoliopsida; Asterales; Asteraceae. Gene Ontology annotation, molecular function: cellulose synthase (UDP-forming) activity. The transcript is spliced from 15 exons. Gene Ontology annotation, biological process: plant-type primary cell wall biogenesis; cellulose biosynthetic process. Gene Ontology annotation, cellular component: trans-Golgi network; plasma membrane. Bases 201 to 3437 code for a protein of 1078 amino acids. The record is from RefSeq and is a predicted model, not a curated record.
UCUCUUAUCUUUGUAUAUAAAUCUUUACCUUUACAAAGAGACAGAGUGAAGAAAGGCUUGAAUACUUCCUCCACAUCUGUUAAAUUUCAUUUCUGAGGUUCUUACGCAUACACUUUGUAGUUAUGAUCUGUGGCAGCAUUUCUGGCCGAGAUUGAUUGUUGAGUUUGCAAUUGAUUGAUCGCUCUACUGAGUAAAGGGCAAUGGAAUCGGGAGAAAUUGGGGGGAAGUCUUCGAAGAACUUGGGGGGUCAUGUUUGCCAGAUCUGUGGGGAUAAUGUUGACAUUACAGAAAAAGGGGAGCUCUUUAUUGCCUGUGAUGUCUGUGCAUUCCCAGUUUGCAGGCCAUGCUACGAGUAUGAGCGCAAGGAUGGCAAUCAGUCUUGCCCUCAAUGCAAAACGAGAUACAAGCGACAUAAAGGAAGCCCUGUUAUUUUUGGAGACAAUGAGGAGGAUGUUGAAGCUGAUGACAGCAAUGCCAACUUUCGGUUUACAGAAACUCAAAAUGAGAAGCAGAAGAUAGCACAACGCAUGUUGAGCUGGCACAUGACUUAUGGAAGAGGGGAGGAUGCUAAUGCUCCAAACUAUGAUAAAGAAUCCCCUCAUAACCACAUCCCGUUGCUAAUCAGUGGACAAGAGGUUUCUGGGGAGUUGUCUGUAGCAUCUCCUGAACGGCUUUCUAUGGCCUCUCCUCCACCCAGUGGGGGAAGAACACAUUCGCUCCCUUACCAUGCAGACGUUAAUCAAUCACCUAAUAUUAGGGUUGUAGACCCUGUGAGGGAGUUUGGAACUGCUGGAUUAGGAAAUGUUGCGUGGAAAGAGAGAGUUGAUGGCUGGAAAAUAAAGCAAGAUAAGAAUUCGGUCCCAGUGACCACUAGCCAUGCUGCUUCUGAAAGAGGUCAAGAUAUUGAUGCCAGCACUGAUGUGUUGGCUGAUGACUUGUUAUUGAAUGAUGAAGCCCGACAGCCACUUUCUAGAAAGGUUUCUAUCCCAUCGUCCAGGAUAAAUCCAUACAGGAUGGUCAUUGUACUUCGGUUGAUCAUUCUUUGCAUAUUCUUGCACUACCGGAUAACAAAUCCCGUGACAAAUGCAUACCCCUUGUGGUUACUAUCUGUUAUAUGUGAGAUAUGGUUUGCAGUAUCUUGGAUAUUGGAUCAAUUCCCCAAAUGGCUGCCAGUAAAUCGUGAAACAUAUCUUGACAGGCUAGCUUUGAGAUAUGACCGAGAAGGAGAACCAUCACAAUUAGCCGCUGUUGACAUUUUUGUUAGUACCGUGGAUCCUUUGAAGGAACCUCCUCUCGUAACAGCAAACACUGUUCUAUCUAUUCUUGCAGUUGACUACCCAGUUUUCAAGGUUUCAUGCUAUGUUUCGGAUGAUGGUGCUGCUAUGUUGACAUUUGAAGCUCUGUCUGAAACAUCAGAGUUUGCAAGGAAAUGGGUUCCUUUCUGCAAGAAAUAUAGUAUUGAGCCCCGAGCUCCAGAAUGGUACUUCUGCCAGAAAAUUGAUUACCUGAAAGAUGAAAUUCAGCCAACAUUUGUCAAAGACCGUAGAGCUAUGAAGAGAGAAUAUGAAGAGUUUAAAAUUCGUAUAAAUGGCCUCGUUGCCAAGGCUCAAAAAGUCCCUGAAGAAGGAUGGAUCAUGCAAGAUGGGACACCGUGGCCUGGAAAUAACACGAGGGAUCAUCCAGGAAUGAUCCAGGUUUUCUUAGGUCAGAGUGGUGGGCUUGACAGUGAGGGUAAUGAGUUGCCACGGUUAGUGUAUGUUUCCCGAGAAAAGCGUCCAGGCUUUCAACAUCACAAGAAAGCCGGUGCCAUGAAUGCACUUGUUCGUGUAUCAGCAGUUCUUACAAACGGCCCUUUCUUAUUGAAUCUUGAUUGUGAUCACUACAUUAAUAACAGUAAGGCAGUGAGAGAAGCCAUGUGUUUUAUGAUGGAUCCGAACCUUGGAAAAUAUGUUUGUUAUGUUCAGUUUCCUCAGAGAUUUGAUGGAAUUGAUAGGAAUGAUCGUUAUGCUAACCGGAACACUGUGUUCUUUGAUAUAAACUUGAGAGGUUUAGAUGGCAUUCAGGGUCCUGUUUAUGUCGGUACUGGAUGCGUCUUCAAUAGAACAGCAUUAUAUGGCUAUGAACCUCCUCUUAAACCCAAGAAAAAGAGAGAAGGGGGUUUCUCUAGCUGCUUUGGUGCAUCACGAAAGAAAAAUUCGCAAUCAAGCAAGAAGGGGCCAGAUAGAACGAGAUCUGGCAAGCAUGCUGAUCCCACAGUGCCGAUAUUUAACCUAGAGGAUAUAGAAGAGGGGGUUGAAGGAGCUGGACUUGACGAUGAAAAGUCAUUGCUAAUGUCACAAAUGACCCUUGAGAAAAGAUUUGGUCAGUCGGCUGUUUUUGUUGCAUCCACACUUAUGGAGAAUGGUGGUGUGCCUCAAUCUGCAACACCAGAGACUCUCCUGAAAGAGGCUAUUCAUGUUAUCAGUUGUGGUUAUGAAGAUAAAUCAGACUGGGGAAGCGAGAUAGGAUGGAUUUAUGGUUCGGUUACUGAAGAUAUUCUUACGGGGUUCAAAAUGCAUGCACGUGGUUGGCGAUCAAUAUACUGUAUGCCUCCUAGGCCAGCCUUUAAAGGUUCUGCGCCCAUCAAUUUAUCAGAUCGUCUAAACCAAGUGCUUAGAUGGGCUUUGGGGUCUGUCGAAAUUCUGUUCAGCAGACAUUGUCCUAUAUGGUAUGGCUAUAAUGGGAGACUAAAAUGGCUUGAGCGGUUUGCAUACAUUAACACAACAAUUUAUCCAAUCACUUCAAUUCCCCUUGUCGUCUACUGUACUUUGCCAGCUGUCUGUCUCCUUACUGGAAAAUUCAUCAUUCCCCAGAUCAGUAACCUUGCAAGUUUGUGGUUUAUAUCUCUCUUUCUAUCCAUCUUUGCCACUGGAAUACUGGAAAUGAGAUGGAGUGGAGUCGGAAUAGAUGAAUGGUGGAGGAAUGAACAGUUUUGGGUCAUCGGUGGUGUUUCUGCACAUCUUUUCGCCGUCUUCCAAGGUCUCCUCAAAGUGCUUGCCGGUAUCGAUACCAACUUCACCGUCACUUCGAAGGCAUCAGAUGAAGAUGGUGAUUUCGCCGAACUUUACCUGUUCAAAUGGACCACCCUUCUCAUUGCACCCACAACGCUCUUGCUCGUAAACUUGGUGGGAGUGGUUGCUGGAAUCUCUUACGCUAUCAACAGUGGAUACCAGUCGUGGGGUCCGCUCUUCGGUAAGCUUUUCUUUGCCUUUUGGGUGAUUGUACAUCUUUACCCUUUCCUCAAGGGUCUGAUGGGGAAACAAAAUCGGAUGCCCACCAUCGUUGUCGUAUGGUCCAUUCUUCUUGCCUCCAUCUUCUCGUUGUUGUGGGUUCGAAUCGAUCCGUUUACUACUAGAGUUACUGGCCCAGAUGUUACAUUUUGUGGAAUCAACUGUUGAGUUGAGCUCUCCAAGCCUACAAGUAAAGAGACGCUAGUGUAAGUUAUGGAUGUUUAUGCUGUUUGUGGUUUGAAGUUUGUAAAAAGAAAAGGUGGGAUUGGGAUCUUUUUAUUCUUUUUGUAGGUAAAUAUACUUGUAAUGUUCAUAUGUCUAAAGUUUAAAGAAUGGAUGUGUAUGUAUAUUUGUUAAAUUCUAUACUAUCUUAUAAAGCAGAUUUGAUAAAA